AAUUUUGGUACUGUCUUCUUCUAGCCGAUAUUAUAGAAGGUGUCUGAAACUAUGAAUGUCCUAAUGUGAGGAUAGAAGAAUGCAAGCCUUUAUUGCUUUUGGGUCCUCUUCCUUUUUUCACAAUGCCCCUCAUCAAGCUAAGUCCAAAAGUUUUCUACCUAAAACUUAUUGCUGCAUGAGAGAGCAAAGAAGAAUAAGCCUUAGAACCACUUGGCCUUCCAUUUCACUCACACUUUUGGGUUCAGGUUUCUUCUUGGGUCCCCUUAUUGAUGGACUCCAUUCUAGGGUGAAUCUUGUGGAAUACCAAAGUGGCUCAAUAGAUAUUGGUCCUCUCCACACAGACAUCUGGGUUCCUUUCUUGCUUGGAUCUUUUUAUUGCACUAUUGGAUUGCUUCAACUCUUCUUGGAUGAAAGGGCCUCCUCAAAGAAAUCAAAGGGGACCCCAGAGAAAGCAGCUUUUUCACUGAUAGCACUGGUGCUAUUUAUUGAACUGAGUGCUGUGCUUUAUAAAGCUGGAGUAGCAGACAAUGUAGAGGCCUACAUAUUAUUUGCAGCAGCAGAGUUCAUCUGGUUUUCCCUGGAAAGGACAUGGCUUGGGUUCACCCUAGCAUGCAUUGUUGGAAUUGGUUGCCCACUGGCUGAGAUUCCCUUGAUGAAGUUCUUCCACCUUUGGUAUUAUCCACAAGCAAACAUAGAAAUCUUUGGCCAGGGAUUAGUCAGCUGGACAGUUACGUGCUAUUUUGUUUACACAAUAUUUUUGAUCAAUCUGUCGCGCUGGUUGAAAUCAAUUAAUGCUGCUGCUGCCGUUGACACAGACAAUAAGUCUGCCUAGACAACAUAUGUUUAGUCAGGACUUAGUGCCAUGGCUUGAGCCAAAGUUUAAGAAAAGGCAGCCAAGUCGAACUGAAUAGAGCUAAUGAUGUAAUCUAAUGUGUUUAGUAAGUGAACUAAAUUGUAUUGAUCUACCAUAAAUGAAGCUAUCUUAGAAAAGCAUCUUAUGGAUC
Molecule: messenger RNA, 1004 nt
Organism: Quercus robur (English oak)
Lineage: Eukaryota; Viridiplantae; Streptophyta; Magnoliopsida; Fagales; Fagaceae
Exons: 5
Coding region: 80-832 (250 amino acids)
Source: RefSeq, a predicted model, not a curated record